AUGUCGUCGAUGGAGUUACUGAAAAGUAUCAUCGAUGUCAAUCAGGAGUCAACUAUCGGAAGCAUGCUUAUCGCUCAAACACAAAAAAUGCAAUUUUCGGACUUUCUCGAGAGUGAGGAAUGGGAUCGGAGCAGUGUCAUUGCAGGGCUCAAAGAGGCACAAGAUAAUCUUCGUUCUUCCAAACGACAAACGGACCUCAAGCAUAAGAUGAACAAAGUCCUCAAAAUCCUGGAUGUGGAAUGCCCUCCGAAUGAAAUUUAUCGGAUGGGUAAAUCGGACUCAGAUCGCCCCCGUUCACCUGUACAUGGGCAUUUCUCUAAUAUCAGUAAAGAUCAGUGUUUUCCUUACGACGAAUUUCUACUCUGUUAUAUGAGACAUGGAAUUGCUACACUCCAAGCAAGUUUACGUGGUGCACCAGCCGCAGACGCAGACGUAGAGGAGCGAUUUCGGGUUGGAGCAACGCCCACAAAAGGACAGCACUUUUCCACUAAAUCGAGAUCCUCAAUCCUUUUCGUUGUUGAUGAGACGAAAUCGGUAGGCGACAAUGGUCUUCAGCUGAUGCCGACAUUCCAAAAAGACGGACACGGAAAUGACGCUCCAGAAUCGCUUCCAGCGGCACAUUAG
This is a messenger RNA of Cooperia oncophora, 624 nucleotides long. The record is from the annotation of a GenBank genome assembly. NCBI's taxonomy places the organism in Eukaryota, Metazoa, Nematoda, Chromadorea, Rhabditida, Trichostrongylidae.